This is a messenger RNA of Blastomyces dermatitidis ER-3, 342 nucleotides long. RefSeq lists its product as uncharacterized. The transcript has 2 exons. NCBI's taxonomy places the organism in Eukaryota, Fungi, Ascomycota, Eurotiomycetes, Onygenales, Ajellomycetaceae. The coding region runs from base 1 to 342 and encodes 113 amino acids. The record is from RefSeq and is a predicted model, not a curated record.
AUGCAGAACCUUUCAGAGAGUUUACUUAAAGCAGUAAGAAAAGUGACUGAAACUGCUGAAUCAGAAUUGAAGCUCUAUCAAGCAUUCACUAUGAAGAGCUUCACUGACACAAUCACCAUCAUCAAUAAGAAUAGAGAAAACCAGAUCUUAGGUCUGCAGCAGGAGAUCAAAUGUUUACACAGACAGAUAACUACAUCAAAUCUGAAGAUUUCAUCACAAUUGUUCACAAUCUCUUCAGGAGUGUACACAUCAUCAGAGACUGCUGCACAGGAUGAGAAUUCAAGCAUGAAAUAUAUCAAGUCAGAAGAUCUGCUGAAGCCAUCAAGCUUCAAUAGUAACUGA